CCUUGACUAUCCAAAAUACACCUUUGAGGUGAUCCAGCGCCUGCUCGUGUUAAUUGGGUUGGACUCAUGCACUCCCAGGGUCCAUACUCUGAAGAAAUAUUUUCUCAGUUUUUGCCAUUUGUCCAUCGCACAAUAUAUUAAGGGGGAAAUAAAUGUAUAGCCCUUCUGUGGGUCACACCAGUUUAGUUUAUGCUUUCAUGUUCUGACUUGCUCUAUUUGGAGGAAAUGUGAUUGUGAGAGUCUAAUUGUUAUUUUGUGUUGUAGAGCCACUACGAACAGAAUGGACAUUUGAGUAAUGUUUGAAGUAUGGACAUUUGAGUAAUGUUUGAAGUAUGUUUUCAUGUUCUGACUGACAUUUAAGCAAGUGUCUUGUUAUGUAUGUUGGAAGGUCUUUUAUCUUGAGCCAACUUGAUGCACACUAGUACUAACUUGAUAGAAUAAGCUCAACCAAUGUCUUUUUCAGUUCCCUAUACUAAUUUUGAAAUUAAAUGAUUUGACACAGGAAGUUGAGUCAAAGGACAAGCAAGUUGUAUCAACUUAUUUAUUUAAGUGUAAUAAACUUGACACUAUAAGUUGACAUAACUUUAAUCAGUCAAAGCAAAGUUUAAUUUAAGUUUAAUCAGCAAAUCUCUUUUACAGUAGUACAGUUUUUUUGUAGUGUUCUGUAUAUGGUAGAAACAGUCUUUUGGGGGGUUAGAAGCCUUCAUUUAGUUACAGAUAUAUUGCUUUAUAUUCAUAAGGUAUUUUAAUUAUUUUUGCAGUCUUUGCCACCAGUGCCUGAGUUGUAAAUGUCUAUAAAAGUUACUGGGUGGCAGCCGAAAAUGUUCUUUUAGAUGGGAGAAGGAUACAAACGUGUCUCUCCUAAAGCACUAAUAGAUUUCAUUGUAAAUGCCAUUCAGCUGCACUGUUAAAGCCUGUGAUGAGCCACAUUAAGAAUAUAACUGAAGAGUCUGUGAAGGCAUACUAUGAACACCCCCAGGAUAAUUGUAUGGACUUUUGGACAAAUCUUCAUUAAUAUCAUAAUAGCAACCGGAGGUCAUUCGUCUGGUGGUCACACACGGUGGGAGUGACCCAACUCUUCAGCGCAGCUUGAACAGCCAAACAUCGACAACAACGAAUGUUAGAGAGGCCAGCCCACUUCUCGUCGGCUCAUGUCCUUGUCGAAAUUUCUUGUAAGAGAUAAAGUUGCGUUACUCUCUAUUUUGGGACCAAGGACUGAGCAUACGCAGACAGUUUCCUCUGACUAAACUAAACCUUAGCAAGCACUCUGAUUGUUGAAGGACAGCCUCUUGUGGCGGUGGUGAUAUUGCACAGCUGAGACUGAAGCUGAAAGGAAGUUUAAAAAAUCAGCAGCAUUUUCUUUACUCACCGACCACCCAGUUUAAACCCAGCGAUUCAAGGAUCUAUCGAGGCCUCUUUUUUUCUAAUAAAGGAUAUAACGUUAUUUAUCAAAUUACAUUUUCACUUUUAUAGCUGAAAGAAAGCUAUGGUAGUCAUAAGAACUAAGUGGUGACAGGAGUUUUCAAGGGGACUGUGUUUUCUCGUGAAGUAAAAUCACUUGGACAAAAGAUGGAGGAAUCAUCACAUUCUGCAUAUUCUGCCGCAUCGCCGACAGUGGUUUCUACAGCUGGCUACCUCAUGUUCCACGAAUACCACAGCAAUGUAGCUCUGGUGACACAUUACAACUAUACGGGCAAGCUCAAGGAGAACAAGUACAGAGAUGGACUUAAACCAGAGGCCAUCAUCUUCCUCAUCAUCUGUCUGCUCAUAGUGCUGGAAAACGCUGUGGUGCUGGUGGCUAUCUGGAAGAACAAAAAAUUCCAUCUGCCCAUGUACUACCUGCUGGGCAACCUGACACUCUCCGACCUGUUGGCAGGCUUCACCUACAUGGUAAACAUAAUCACGUCUGGAGCCAACACGCUGAAGAUGACCCCACUGCAGUGGUUCCUGAGGGAAGGCGGAGUGUUUAUCACGCUUGCCGCUUCCGUCAUCAGCCUACUGGCCAUCGCCAUCGAGCGGCACGUCACCAUGGUGAGGAUGAAGCCUUACCAGGGGGCAAAGAGAGGGCGCAUGUUCGCCUUGAUCGGGGCCAGCUGGGUUCUCGCAGUGCUUCUGGGGGUUCUCCCCAUCAUGGGCUGGAAUUGCAUGGGUCGCCUGGACCACUGCUCCACGGUCUUGCCGCUGUACGCUAAGAGCUACAUCCUAUUCUGUGUCACCGUCUUCAGUGCGGUGCUGAUGUCCAUCGUGGUGCUGUACAUGCGCAUCUUCCGCAUCGUCAAAUCCAACACGCAACGUCUGGGUUCCGGACCCCAGCGCAAGGGCCUGGCACGCAAAUCCCAGAAGUACCUGGCCCUACUGAAGACCGUCACCAUCGUGCUGGGAGUCUUCAUCGCCUGCUGGCUGCCACUAUUUGUGCUUCUCAUCCUGGAUUUCAGCAGCCCAGCAAAAAGUUGCCAGGUGCUCUUUCGCGCAGACUAUUUCCUGGGCAUUGCCAUGUUCAACUCCUUGCUAAACCCCAUAAUCUACACACUCACCAGCAAGGACAUGCGUCGGGCCAUCAUAAGGCUGCUCUGCAGCCACUGCCUCCUCACCAAAGACGGACAGGUGAAGAAGAUCGGCCUGCCCUUCCUGGAGUGUAGCACCAGCAAAACGGAGAUACCCUCCCACCGGCUGGAGGGAGUGGAGAACACUGUCUCCUCAGGGAACUUCACUCCUUCAACUAUCAAAGCCAUCUACCCCAGGAUGACCAAGAGUUGAACACAUUAGAAGCUGGAAAAAUACUGCUCAUAAAAAAGUACUGUUCAUAGAAAGUACUGUUCAUAGCAUGAAGAGGUGCUGGAACUCAUUGGACCUGGUGCAUGGAACUACUCUGAAAGGCACUUAAUGGCACCACCUCACUAUGUGCUUAAUCCCUUCACUUCCUUUGAAGUUUGAACCUUUAAAUAACAUUGAUAACCUGGCUCUCAGCCAACUCUGUUAAGCACAGGGUUGACCAUCCCUAUGAAUAAAAUCUCUAUUACAGUAACAUGUAAUAGGAUGUUAAGACUGAGAGCAUCUACGGGCAAAUAAAGGAAAACGAACAACUUCAAGGUGGUGUAUCAUGCAAUGUAGCGCACUCACACAUUGUAAUACAGGAUACCCUGUUCAGUGUUAAGAUGAUCAGGUUUUGUCUCUCAAGUUUCAUGAUGUUCAAAAGGUGCAGAAUAGGCAGACUGUCUUUAUGCGGAGAUCCUAUCCCAAGGCUGUGCAGCACUUGGUUUCCCCUCAGAAACAGUAAACUCUAACAGAAACAGAGAGAUGCAUACAUAGGAAAAUAACAGGUUUCCAACUUUUUCAUUUUCUUACCAAUGGUCUCUGGGCUGCCUGGCCACAAAUCAAGUUCUUGUGGCCUCCACCCUUUGCAUGGGGUUCUGGAUGGCUCCAAAACAUGUGCCUGGCAAGCGCAGGCACAAACGACUAAACAGAUCCAUGUGGCUUUUCAGGGCCUUACUGGUUUUGUGGAAUAAGUUGUCAUAGACACCAGAAGCAUGAACUUGCCCCCCCCAUUCUAAGGUUUCCCAAAGUCUUCUGCAAUCCUCUUCAUUAAGCCCAAUACAAAUGUCCUAUCUUAAACAAUACAAUUUAUGGGGAGCAACAAUGUAACUGCCCACAACGGAAUCAAUACUUUGUGUGGAAGUAACCCUGUAUUUAAACAUACUGUACAGAAUGUUCAGAGAUGAAAUGCAUAUUUCAUAAUGUGUAUCUAUGUGUUACGUGUAGUUUUUUUGUUGUUGACAGAACGAUGAAAGAGGUUUACUUUUAAGUUAUGCAUUAUCAUGUAAUAUAUGUAAAAUAAAAUUUUGCUCAAUA
This is a messenger RNA of Clupea harengus (Atlantic herring), 3849 nucleotides long. RefSeq names its product sphingosine-1-phosphate receptor 5a (gene s1pr5a). The record is from RefSeq and is a predicted model, not a curated record. NCBI's taxonomy places the organism in Eukaryota, Metazoa, Chordata, Actinopteri, Clupeiformes, Clupeidae. Gene Ontology annotation, cellular component: membrane. Gene Ontology annotation, molecular function: sphingosine-1-phosphate receptor activity. Gene Ontology annotation, biological process: G protein-coupled receptor signaling pathway.